Molecule: messenger RNA, 876 nt
Organism: Ostreococcus tauri
Lineage: Eukaryota; Viridiplantae; Chlorophyta; Mamiellophyceae; Mamiellales; Bathycoccaceae
Product: BCP1 family
Exons: 2
Coding region: 1-876 (291 amino acids)
Cellular component (GO): nucleus
Source: RefSeq, a predicted model, not a curated record
AUGGGGAAGACGACGACGCGGACGAGGCGGACGACGAGCGAGGUGGCGGCUGCGGAGGAGUACGACCACAGGGAGUCCGACGACGAGGAAGAUGAGGAUGAAGAAGACCUGGACGGCGAGAGCGAUGAUGAGGACGUGAUUACGGUAAACUUUGACUUUUGCGACGCGCAAGAGGAAGAUUUUCACGGAUUAAAGGCGCUCUUGACCGGUUACUGCGACGGCGAUGAGUACGCGUGCUCGGACCUGUGCGACUUGCUCAUCAGACAAAACGCCGUCGGCACCGUCAUGAAGACAGAGGAUGACUCAGAAAACGUCCUGGGCAUGACCUCGGUGGUGAGCCUGGCGUAUUACAAGGGAGAAAAGUGCGUGAAAGAUAUCAAGAAAUACCUCUUGGGUAAGGUCCCUGCAAAAGAGAAGAAAGCAUUCGAAAAGAUUUUGAAUGACGACGCCACCGGUUUGCUCAUAAACGAGCGCAUCAUCAACGUGCCGCAGGAUGCUGGACAGCCUUUAAUCGAGGGCGUUUUUGACGAAAUCGGUUGGGCAGCAAAGGACGAGAAGACGGCUGAGUUGAGAAAGUCGUAUGAGUUUAAAAACUACAUUUUGGUGAGCACUUUGUUUGAGGAGGACACUGAGGAUGUAGAGCAAGUUGGGAAGAAGCGCAAGAAGGGACAACCAAAAAAACAGCGAAUCUUCCCGCGAUUGGAGGAGGAGAUCUUGCUCGAACACUCUAAAUCGGCGUUUUUCUGGCGCGGUAAACAGAACGAGGAGAAUGACAUCGCUGAUUUCCGCCCUCAUCGUUGCUGCAUGGUUGUCGACGCGAAGGCGAUUAGCGCUUUCCGCAAAGACGUGAAAGAUCUGUUCAAAGACUUCGAAUAA